Papaver somniferum (opium poppy) is the source of this 849-nucleotide messenger RNA. RefSeq names its product basic 7S globulin 2-like. Bases 1 to 849 code for a protein of 282 amino acids. Gene Ontology annotation, biological process: proteolysis. Lineage: Eukaryota; Viridiplantae; Streptophyta; Magnoliopsida; Ranunculales; Papaveraceae. Gene Ontology annotation, molecular function: aspartic-type endopeptidase activity. The record is from RefSeq and is a predicted model, not a curated record. The transcript has a single exon.
AUGUCAAGUGUCGUGGCCGUGACCGUUCAAUCAAAAAAUUUGAAAACUGGGAACUGGUUGUCAGGUCCAAAUGUUACGGCUCGUGGGAUUUCACUCGGUUGUGAAACAACAACUGGUUUCUUACAUGGACUCGCAAAAGGUGUUGAAGGUAUUGCUGGUCUUGGAAGAUCAGGACUUUGUUUAGCUUCACAAUUUGCAGCUGCAUUUCAGUUCCCUCACAAAUUUGCGUUGGAGUUAUCUUCCACAAGCGAAGGUUCCAUGUACUUCGGGGAUGGUCCGUACACUAAUCAACAAUCCAGGUUGCCGUUAUCUUACACCCCACUCAUCACUAACUCUUAUUUUCCUAGUGACUAUUUCAUUGACGUAAAGUCAAUCGAAAUAGACAAUGGAAAUGUCACAUACGAUAAAGGAUUGUUGUGGAUCAACAACAAAAAUGGCGUGGGAGGAACCAAAUUUAGCACUUUAGUUCCUUACACUACUAUGGAGACAUCAAUAUACAAGUCCUUCACAAGUCUUUAUAUUAACAAAGCUCAAGCCAUGAAUAUAACUGCAGUUGCUCCUGCUUGGCCUUUCCAUGCUUGCUUUAGUGCAUCGACGAUAAAAAACAGACCUGACGGGCUUGUUGCCCCAAAGAUCCUUCUUGGCUUGAGCAACAAUGUGGAUUGGAUGAUUAGUCCAGGUAAUUCUUUGAAGCUUGUUAAGAAGGAUGUAUACUGUCUUGCAUUUGUAGAUGGAGGUUCAAAGGCCGAAACUUCAGUUGUUAUUGGUGGUCAUCAGAUGCAAUUUAAUAUUAUAGAGUUAGAUAUUCCAAGAUCAAGAUUAGGGUUUAGUCGACCUGUUCAAGUUUGA